AUGAAUGCACAGAUUUUUGAAGCGCUCGACGGGCUCGAAAGCAAACUCAGCGCCCUACUGUCGUCUCUGACGACCUCCCCAACAGCGGCCAGCGCGCCCGCUGCGGCGGCCGCCCUUCUCGAGGCAGACGACGCGGUCUCGUCCGCGCUGGACACCCUGCGCACCCACCAGGCAAACUACGCCAAGAUCUUACGACUACGCGCUGAGGCAGAAAGCCUAGAGGAGCGGAUCAAGAGCACCGUACGCGACAUUGCGGGAAUUGGGAAGGAGAUCGCGGUCACGACUGGCGACGACGACGACGACGACGAUGAUGCAAGCGACACGGAGACGGACACUGAGAGUGAAGAUGAAGAUGAGCGCGACGAAAAUUUAAUGACAGAUGGACGAGGCGAGCAACAGGGCCGUCGGAGGCAUGGCCGCAAAAAACGGAAAGAGGUGGAUUACAGACUCCUACUCGACUUUGCCCGCAGGAUCAGCAAGUACAACAAGCAGGCGGCUGCCGACGCUGCUGCGGGCGUCGGUGCUCGUCCGAUCAAGAAGCUUCAGAAGGAUGGAGAUACAGAGAUGACGGACGUCAAUGGCGACGCGCACGCGACUGGGCCCGGUCCACACGAAGGUCCGGACGAACCUGUCCCCUCCGUCACCAAGGAAGCAGCCAAGUGGCUCGACGAAUCGGCAGACCAGGCACGCCAGGUGUACAUGAUUCCCUAUCCGAGCGAGGACCGGAUCCGAAUGGGCGUGAUGGGACAGCUACAGAUGGCAGCAGCAGAGAGACAGAUAGACCCCGAGAAGGAGGCUGAGAGGAUGGUGCGGGAAGCUGAGGGAAUUGCGCUUGCUGGAGACAUUCCCGAGCAGAUUGGGCCAGAUCAGCAGUUGGCUGAUGAGGCAGCCAGGGCGGCGGCCGAGGCUGGCUCAACUGUCAUGGAGGGAGCGCCAGAACCAGGCGGUAGAGUCAUGAGGCCGGCUCCAGCACCGAAACCAAGGGCCAAGCUUGAUCUGGACCUUUACGACCCGGAUGAUGACGAUAUAUGA
Rasamsonia emersonii CBS 393.64 is the source of this 1032-nucleotide messenger RNA. RefSeq lists its product as uncharacterized. Lineage: Eukaryota; Fungi; Ascomycota; Eurotiomycetes; Eurotiales; Trichocomaceae. Gene Ontology annotation, cellular component: core mediator complex; mediator complex. Gene Ontology annotation, biological process: regulation of transcription by RNA polymerase II. The transcript has a single exon. The coding region runs from base 1 to 1032 and encodes 343 amino acids. Gene Ontology annotation, molecular function: transcription coregulator activity. The record is from RefSeq and is a predicted model, not a curated record.